Messenger RNA from Anoplophora glabripennis (Asian longhorned beetle), 5442 nucleotides. RefSeq lists its product as uncharacterized. The transcript is spliced from 13 exons. The coding region runs from base 580 to 5424 and encodes 1614 amino acids. NCBI's taxonomy places the organism in Eukaryota, Metazoa, Arthropoda, Insecta, Coleoptera, Cerambycidae. The record is from RefSeq and is a predicted model, not a curated record.
GUCAGUCUCAUCGCGGUCCAGACGUCCUCGGCGUCACGGUGCCUUAAAUUUCUCGGAAAAACCCAAACAAUCAUGUAAAACUGCAAGAAGUAAGUGGCAACGAGAGUGUAAAAAUAGUGCCCGAAAGAAAUGGUCGUUUUUAGUCCAGAGAAGUUCACGAAAUGCGGCCCGCGACACAUUCUGUCUAGUAGAGGAUAUUUUUAAGAUACGUAAUAAAAAUAAGUGUCUGAAAUAUCGCCGCGCUCGAUUUGUUUUUUAUAAUGUAUAUCGCGGCGGUAUCCUAAUUUCAUUGUGUUCCUACCGCCUCCAAUUACUCUCCCAACCCGUAUAAAUAUUUUGAUAGCGCGGAGAACGUAUAUUCUACUUCCUACCGACACUUUUCUCUAAGUUUACGCUUAUAAAUUUUCCAAUAGACGGUGUGUAAAAAAUUGCGCGUUUGCGUUGACCUACAUUCGCAACGGCUAAAUAUACUGGAAAUUCACUUUCAAUCUCGAGCAACCCGAGUUUUCCAAACCGUCUCGCUAUUAGGGUUUUCGUAACAGCGGUUCUCUAGCCAAGCAUUUAAAAAAUGUGAAAAAAAUGAGCGACAACAUUCCAACGGACGCCAACAGUGCAACGCCUCCCAAAAAACAAACGAAGAAACUAAAAUAUGACAAGACUAAACUGCCAACUCCGCCGCCGGACCCCACCAGGUCUAAGGACAAGGAAAGGGACGUUUUCGAGUACCUGGAAACGCUCAUCCCCAAUUACACCAGGAGCACGUCCACUUUUGCACCUGUUGUUGCCACGGAAGAAGCUUUCGACCAAUUGGAGAAGCUGUACAAGCUCAUGGAACAGAUGCUGGAAUUACGCGAGCAAAAUGCCAAGUUGCAUCGAAGAAUACGCGACCUGGAGCAUUUGAAUAACCUGGAAAAAAUGCAGAAGCAGUUGGAAUUGUCUGGGGCGGAAAAGGAUUGUCCAGAAUUGGACAGAGAUACGGCUUUUGCAGAGACGAUUCUGGAGUCUAUUCUAGCGGAUUCGUCCAGGAAAGAUAAUAAACAAAAACUAGCGACGCCGACUAGACUCAGACCGUCUAUACUCAGGAAGCAACGAAAUCGAAGUGGUUCUGGAUCCACAGACAAACAAGUGACAUUAGACGCUAGUACAACCGUUCAAGAAGACGAAAGCAGUGGUGAUCAUGAUAAAAGUGCCAAGGUUUCGAAAUGGACUAAAGUUAAAGCAGCUUUUAGGUGGGAAAAGGCUUCGACUACAGUAGGAGACAACAAGUCCCAGGAUAGUGGUAUUCAUGUACCUGUAAACGUAGAAAUAGCGAGGUACUUGAGAGUACCUUCUACUAGCGACGACACUGGGCAUAGCCCCGCGGAUUCGGGCGCCGCGGGUAUUUCUACCCCAGGAUCCCUAUCAACGACGUCGUCUACAGAGGAUUUCCACCGUGCAGAGCUGCGGACUCCCUGCGAAGACCUCAGAAGUUCCGAGGAUGAACAUUCUCAACACAGUUACAUUCCACAUUCCAAGGAAGAUCACAGUUCCGCCAAAACCCACCUCAGGAUCCACAGGACGCCCUGGGAAAAAGUAAAAGGGAUUAUACCGGGCAGAAAUAGUUUUAAAAAGAAACAUCGACUUAGUGCGGCUAGUGACGACAUACAAAUAGAUGUAGAGCCUUGUAGCGACGAGGAAGUGUUCGAGGAUGACCCAAAAAGUAAAUUUAUCCAGUUCUUACCUCGCAGCGAGAGCUCGAAAGAAGUUCCACAGGAGGUGAUUGAGAGGUACCAAAGCGCGCUGGCCGAGAACCUUGAUAAGGACAUUUCGAGAUGGGCGAUGGUGAAGAAGGCCUUCCUGAUAAGCGAACACCGACAUAUGUCUUGCCCGGCAUCACCAAAAGAAUCAACCCUCGAAGACGAAAUCCAGCGCGACUACAGGAAACUCCAAAAGAAACUGAGCCUGGAGUUCCAGGAAAAACUCUCCGAAUGGGAGCGCCUCAAACAGAGCUCUCCAGCAGGAUCCAACCCGUCCUCGUCGUGCGGCUUUGUGGAGGAAAACAAGGACCCAAACUUCCUGAAAAAGAUGGAAGAAUGGCAGAAAAUGAAGAGCCACCAGACCUCCACCAAGACCCAAAUGCCGAGCGAAUUCGACCUGCCCCCAGAGUUCAAGAAGAAGUUGCAGGAAUGGGAGAAGAUAAAAAAAUCGUCAGGGAAAGAAGCUUCGGGUGUUAAGAAGAAGCUUGGAGAAGUAGGGCGGUGGAAGUCGCUCAGCGGGCACCGAUCCGAAACCUCAACAGCCUUCGAGUACCCGCCACUGUCGGAGGAUUUCCGGAAGAAGUUGGACGAGUGGAAGCAAAUUAAAGCAGCCGGCGGAGCUUCCAACUUGUUGCAGGCCUCGACGAAGCAAAAAGAAAAAAGUCCUAGUCCUAAACUCAUAAGAAAGGACUCGUCUCCCAAGCACAGCAAGAAGCAAAAGGAACAAGAUAAGGAUAUCUAUUGGGUUGAGAAAGAGCUGAAUAAAAUUGAGAAGGAGAAGCAGAGAUUGGAAAGGGAGCGGCAGAAGUUCUUGGAACGAGAGGAAAGAUUAUCCAAACUGCGCAAGUCAGUCAUAGGGGGUAACAAAAAAGAAGUUUUAAUCCACACACCGUCAGGUUUCUACAGAUUUGAAGGUAUCUCGAGGAAAUUCACGCAGAAAUUAUACGAAUGGGAAAAAGCAAAAGGAAUCGCUCCGGAAGCAUCCACAUUUGCCCUCCUGUCGUCUUCAUACACCCCAGAAAAUAAACCGGUGACAAAAAGGCACAGCACCUCUAACACCCCUCCCAUCACCCGUUCAAUGUCGGCGGACAGCAUAGCGAUCUCAGCUUUAAACCUAACGUGUCCCCUGAUGACCCACCAACCCUCCAGUUUGUCCCUAAACGACGUAGAAGAAUUGGAAAAGGAGUGUCUAGCUAAUUCCAAAAGUUCUUCGAUGCAAUAUCUAAUCGGGUCCGAAGAGGCUUUAGAUAUGGACGAACCUGAAGCUGUCUUAGUGGAAGUGGAAGAUUACGAAGAAGAAACAGCUGCACCGCUUCAUACUUACGUCGAGAAGCAUCAGCUUCCAAUUUACCAAAGACAGGAGGGCAAGGCGUUGUGCGAAGGUGAGACGAUAGCAGCACCAAAGAUAAGGAAAUCUGAGUCUACAAGGGCACAAGUGAACUACAAUUUAAUAGAAGAUAUUAUAAACGUACUGAAGCAGUUAGCAGAAAACGAAGUAGAAGUCAAGAAUUUGAGCCAAGGUGGUGCGAAAUAUCAACAAACCUCGGAAAUUGUACCUAAAUUAGAGAUGAUAUACGAAGACCAAAAGCAACUGUCAGUAAACUUAACGAAAAAAUUGCAAAGCCUCCAAGAAGCGAACACAUCGGUAAUUUUAGCAAUUCUGAGGGAAGAAGAAAACUGUCAGAUGAACAUAACAGAAACACUGGAAGCAGUUCAAGAUGUAUCAAACGAAAUUAUUCAAAUGGCAGAGCAAAUGGAUCAACACUUCAAUACAAGGUCUCCUCAAAAUUUUAGUUCGACGUAUAAAAACUAUCUCUUGGUAUUUGAAAAUAUCCGCGAUAUUAGAACGAAAAUUCUCGAUUUAAGACGACACUUAAGCUAUGUGUGUGCCGCAACAGAUUCAACAGCACCCAGAAAAUUGAGUGGCAAAAAGAAAACUCUAGUACAAAAAACAAUUUCGAACGAAUCGAAAUCUUCCCGAUGCGACACGAGCGACAACUCAAGAAGAGGAAGUCAGAAGGACGAAAAGCGUUACAUAAAAUCGGAAAAUACCAGUUCCAGCAACAGUCACAGCCAAGGUGCUGUAAAGAAGAGAAUAAAAUACCGACAGAAGGUGAUGCAGAACAGAAGCUUGCCAGACACUGACGAUGAAGAAGAAGACGAAGCUGCAGAGCAGAGGAAAAAUAACCGGCAACAUAAAAAACUGACACGAGCUAGGACGAUAUCUGAAGUGUAUCCAGGUGUAGAGCCAGAGACUCCUGGAUUCUUACCACAGAAAAUUAUCGUUCCCACCGAGACUAACUACGUUGUAGUUCAAGAGGAACCUAAGCUGCCUCCGGAAUCCCCUUUGACCGUAUUCGUGAAAACAACAAGGAAACUGUUCACUCCCAUAGCCGAAACAAACCUAGCUGAUACCGGAAAAUCGUCAACAAACGAAUCUCCCAGCAUCGUUAUAGAAACCACCAUACCGUUUACGAAGGACGCAGAAUCCAAGAAGAGUCAGGAAGAAAGUCCUAACUCGGAAGAUAAGAAUGCAAACACGACUCCGGAAGAAAACGUGUCUGUGAAAUCACUACCACCCUUACCGGCAUCUCCAGUUCCACAGAAGAAGGUCUUGAAAGACAUUUCGCCCAGUAUAAGAUUGAUGCUGGCUAAGUACAACCAGAAGAUAACCGAGCAGGAAAGUCCGAGUGCAAAAUCUGGCAAUAGCAGUGGGUCCAACUCGCCUAUAGCUUGGCGAUCCCCUGCCGCAGAGCGAAGGGUCAAAGCGCAAACAGAGAAAUAUCAGGAGGAGCUAAUAAGAAUGUCUCCACUUUUAGGUGAGCGCAGAGAAGUUCAAAAAUCGGCCAGCGUAAGCUACCUGAGCUCUGGCACCAAACAAGUCACCGUCCCCUUAAGAAGAGAGUCAGUCCAAGAAAAUUUACUGUGCAACCCUUCAACGACUUGUACUAGCGGAAUAACGGAAGAGGAAACUCCUGGACAGCCCCCAAGACGCCCGGACAGGAAGACUUUAACCUUGGACAUAACACCGAACCUACCAGACAUAUCCAACAGACAUUCUCCCGAAAUAAGGCUGAAGAAGCUUCAAAAAGCUAAAGAGGAGUUUCUCAGAUCCACACCUGUAUCUGCUCCUGCGCAUAUCAACGAGGAAAUCAUCAAGUUUCCCACGAGAAAUCGUCUGAGUCAGAUCAGCGUGGACAGCGAGUCCAGCUACGAUAGUACCCUACCUGGAGCUUUGAUAAAAUCGGCAAGUGUGGGGAUGAUAAACGUAGACCCAGACACUUACAGACAGAUAGACCCCGAGUUACAUGGGGGUGGGUACGUUUCUCUACCACGCAGCACCUCGAACCACAAAGGGAACAAGUUCGGUUUCGCCAGCAUUGCCUCCAAAUUUAGGAAAGUCAAGAUGAGGAAAGGCAAAGAGCGAGGUGACAGGAACAAAGAAGGCAUGAACGCGGUCUCAGCGUUGUGCAGGCAUAGUUUGGUGGUGGAUAUAACCAAAACUAACCUGGAAGACGGACAUGCUGUGGAAGGUGAAGGUUCUGGUUUGCCUCCAGCGCCGUCGGCUCAUAAUUCUGCGACUAGCAACAACAACCAACAUUCUAGAAGGGGAGGAUCGCCUUCUUCCUCUACGAAUACGACGAAAAGUAGUACUAGUUGGUUGAAGAAAUCGUUAUUUAAAAAAUAAUGAUAUGAGAUACUAACA